Ruditapes philippinarum (Manila clam) is the source of this 2040-nucleotide messenger RNA. RefSeq lists its product as uncharacterized. Gene Ontology annotation, cellular component: transcription factor TFIIIC complex. The transcript has 18 exons. Bases 55 to 2040 code for a protein of 661 amino acids. Gene Ontology annotation, biological process: transcription initiation at RNA polymerase III promoter. Gene Ontology annotation, molecular function: protein binding; histone acetyltransferase activity. NCBI's taxonomy places the organism in Eukaryota, Metazoa, Mollusca, Bivalvia, Venerida, Veneridae. The record is from RefSeq and is a predicted model, not a curated record.
CCACAUGAUCCAAUCAAAUUUCAGUUAACAAAUAGCGAUUAAAGAGUAAGAAACAUGGCUGCCGUUUAUGAAUUUCCAAACAAAAUAUCAAGCAAUCAUGCGAUUACUUGGUCGCCAGACCAUAGAAUCAGCUUUUGUACAGAUACGGCUAUGAAAAUUAUGUAUAUAAAUUGUGGAGUAAACAACCUUGAUAUUAAAAUAAGAUGCCAACAGUCAAGUUUUCCUGUCAAUGCUGAUAUACUAGAUAUACCACAGAUGACAAACGUCCAACUUAAAUUUCUCUUCAAGAAUUUGUCAAGAGAGGAAUUAAAGACACUUUCAGUUGAUAGGGUGAUGAAUCCUUGGAGAUAUCAGUUUGAUACAGUUGCUAGAACUGGAUUUGCCUUUGCAGAUUGGUCACCUGAAGGAGCUGAUGCAGUUGGGAGGAGUAUAUUAGCUACAUUAUCACAAGAUUAUAGACUAUGUUUAUAUUCACAUGACCCGUAUCUUAAUGAAUGGUUACAGCUUGUGGACCUGAGUGUGUUAAGAUGUGAAGAAACACAACCGAAGCUUGACCUGAAGUCAGUCACAGAUUACAACAAUCACAGGCUGUGGUGUUUAAGUCAGGCUGUCACUGUUAUGAAAUGGGGUACCAAAGUAUAUACAGAUACAGAAUCUGGUCAGAAGUAUAUAUUGCUGGCUACAGGGAUGAAAUCAGGUCAUUUAACACUGUGGAGAAUAAAUAUACCCACUCCAAACAAGUCAGACUGUUCAGUACUAUAUACAGUUAAACCAUAUGACUGUCAGAUCUCUGGUCUUACUUGGUGUCCACAAUCAGAUGCUGUAUUAAUAAGUUAUUUAGAUGGUCAGAUACAUAUUUUGAAGUUAAGUCCUGAAGAUAUAACAAAAGAGCCAACAUGGUCAUGUGUUUAUGGUGAAUCUGACCUCAUGAAGGUGUCAGCAUUAUGUGUGCUACAUAAAGUAAAGACUGGAGUUUAUAUGGUACUGGUAAACAAGGAACAUUGUUUGUUAGCAUUUGAGCUGGAUAUCAAUAAUUAUAAUGUCAUCUCACAAACACAUAUAUUCCUACACAAUACAUUAUCUGCCUCAGGAAUGUGUGAGAUAGAUGAUAAUACUGUAUUAAUGAUGAGUCAGGAUGCCAUGUUACAGAAAAUAACAGUAUCAGUAAAUGAAAACAAAAUACAACUAUCAGCAGUGCAAGCCAAUUUAGACCUUAGUACGUCAACUUCCUGGAUAUCACCUGGAUUCUGUGUAUCAUCAAACAAAGUUUUAGUAGCCUUCAUAGUCAGGCCAAAACCAGGAUUUGAUCAUCUCUCACCACAGUGGAAGAAAACAGCUACCAGAUUAAAUAUCAGAUGUAUUGAUGACUUUACCACUGAUCUCAAAUGGCGGGAAAAUUGUGUAACAAAACUAUGUAACCCAGAACGUUCUAUUGGUGAUCUACAUGAUGUAUUAGAACUGUUUCGUCAACAUGUGUUGAGUAAAAACUGUAAGGAUAUUGAGACAGUAGAUGACACAGGUAAACAGUGUCUCAGAAGACAAAAACUCAGAAGAUAUGCAGCUAAGCUUAAGCACAGAUACAAUAAAGAAAAAAAUUACGAUCAGGAGGAACUUAUAGAAGAACUAGAGAAAGAAACAAUUGACCUAAGGUGUAAGAUCCUGGCAGUGUCUAUGCAACAAUGUGUGGCGAGCAUUGAGGUGGAAAAGGUUUUGUCAGAUUCAAACAAAGGGACAGGUCUAGCUGUAGUGUACAGCAUGUAUACAUGGCUGAAUCAGCACAUAGACAGAGUCAAUGAUGUAGAGGGUAUUGAUGAUACUAAGUUACAGCUUGGGAAUAUUCUCACAGAUAAAAAAUGUGAAAUGAAAUGUUAUGUUUGUAAUUCUGAUCUCAAUAUGAACCAUUCUAGAUGGUUUUGUGACAAUGGACAUUUAUUUGAUAUGUGUUGUAAAAGUUUGCUGCCUGUACAUGGAGUACAAUACAGAACCUGUAUUAUAUGUGAUGGGACUGCUAGAUCACCAGAAAGCCUAAACAGUAUGUAA